Messenger RNA from Misgurnus anguillicaudatus (oriental weatherfish), 3625 nucleotides. The record is from RefSeq and is a predicted model, not a curated record. Lineage: Eukaryota; Metazoa; Chordata; Actinopteri; Cypriniformes; Cobitidae.
UUUAAAGUGAGGCGUGUUCACUGAAUAUAUUACCCAUGGACUUGGUGGCAAUUGGUAACAAAGUUCAAGGAUCCUCAAGAGCACAAUUCUCGAAGAGAGCUCAGGGAAAGUUUGAAAGAUUGGAUAAUAUUUGUACUCCAUUGAAGAGAAAUGCAAAUUGAAUGUUGACAGUGUUGACCAAAUAAUUGAAGGUCUUUCAAGAACUUGCUCAAGGAACUGUAGUGAAGAUGGCAGAAAGCAAAACCAGCAUCAACUCAAAAGGAGGUGCCAAUGUGCUUGCUAAACGGGUACAGAAAAAAUUCAGCAGGGCGCAGGAGAAGGUGUUGCAGAGACUUGGUAAAUCUGAUGAGACCAAAGAUGAGCACUUUGAGCAUUGUGUGAUAAACCUACAAGACCAGCAGAAUGAUGCAUACAGAAUUUACAAAGAUCUUAAAGCGUACCUGAACGCUGUCAGAGUAAUGAGGGAUGCUUCAAGUCGACUGUUUCAGUCGCUGUUUGAUGCGUAUGACCCUGAGUGGAAUGGUGCAGAGGAUCUUGGGGUAGUUGUGGAGGGUGAAGAUCUUCUAUGGAAUGACUAUGAGGAUAAGCUGCGAGAUCAGGCGUUGCUCACCAUGGAUUCCUACAUGAGCCAGUUCCCAGAUGUCAGGGAACGAGUGGCCAAGAGAGGCAGGAAGCUUGUAGACUAUGACUCCGCUCGGCACAGCGUGACAGGGCUGAAGAACGCAAAAAAGAAGGAUGAUGUCAAAAUUGGAAAGGCAGAGGAUGAGAUGAAUGCAGCCAAGGUGAUUUUUGAGGAUAUAAACAGAGAACUGAAAGAUGAGCUGCCUAAUCUAUUUGACAGUCGCAUUGGAUGUUAUGUGACGGUCUUCCAAGCCAUUACCAGCUUAAGAGAAAUCUUCUACAAGGAAAUGACCAAGAACAAUCAAGAUCUACAAACUGUAAUGAAAGAGCUGAAAGACCAGCAUCCAGAUAAGACCUUCUUGGUGAAGAACUUCAACCGCUCAGGUUCCUUGAAAAGAAGGUCAUUUAGAGAUACUUUGUCUCCCAAAUCACUUAAAACCUUUUAUGAUUUCCACGUGAGUCACAGCCCCAGAGGCUCUCUCAGGAGAGAUAACUCAUCGAGUUUUAAGUCUGAUAAACCAAAAUAUGAACCAUACAGCCCUAAAAAGACCACUCCCACCAGCCCCCAACCUCAUUAUGAGAACGUUCCUCCUGUCAGAGAUACAGAUGCUAGUUCAAUAGACUAUCCUAAAGAGGAAGAUGAGCCACAUGUGGACAACACCAGCACCACUGAAGAUAAACCAGUGGAGGAUGAGAAGAAAGCGAACGAGUCUUCAACAGCCACAAACCAGGAUGAACAAGAAGACAGCCAUGUGUCAAAAGAUGAUUUAUCCUCUGAGAACGAGAGUGAACUUCAAGCAAACUCGACUCCUACAGAAUGUAACAAAGUCAAAACCAACACGGCCUCGAAUGACUCUCAGGAACCGGAGAAGGUGGAGGACCUCAGGCCCUCUGGUGUGGAGAAUGGUGUAGGUCGUGGCAGUCAGUCAGAUGGGGAACAAACCGAGGCUUCAGAAAAAGUGAGUUGUGUGGAGGGUGAUCAUCCAUCAGGAAAAGGGAAGGAAGAACUGAAAGCAGAGGCCAAACCCUAAAUAAAAGACAAAGGAAAAUAUGCUGGGUUUAGUACUCGGAAACCUGCCAGUGCCAGGAAAUAUGCAACAGAAGAGAGUAUUUUUAAUUUUAAUUAAAUGUCAUAAAUCUUUUUUGCCAUCACCAAUGAUAUGAGUUUGUAAAGAAAUGGAUUAUUGUUCAAUUAAAGCUAUAUAAAAUGAACCAAGUAAAAGAAAAAUCAUGAUUGUUUUAACUUUACUUGAUUAUUUUUACUCCUCACUUCUUGUCAGGAUGUGGACAUUUUUAAAUACAUUUUUAUUAUUUUUAACGUGACAUCCAAAGUAGGCUAUAUUAAAAUGAUUUAAUCGGUACAUUUGUAAUGUACUUGACAACCACAAGUCAAUAAAUAACUUUUAAAAAGUAACCCGGUCACGCAUUAUUGUUUUCUGGGUGGUGUUGGUUAAUAUUACUCACUUCGUGGAAUGCGACCAUUGUUUGAUUCCACGUGAGCGCGCAGGAGCAGGAGGAAACGCUCGGGAACGCGCACACAUUCAGCGUGCGCUUGCUUCACGCUGUCUCGAUUCAAUUUCAACGCGACCACUUUCGACAUUUUAUGAUUUCUCGGCUCGAGUUUAUUCGCAAAGGAGACGAAUCAAUCGCCAUUUUAACUUCGUUUACACCCAACUUCAAUACUUGAGGCCACUAUGACUGUCAAUGUGACUAGUUUUGCACCUGGUGAUGUUACACCGACACCUGCCGCUCCACAACAAACAGACUCUGCUGUCAUAGGAGUGGUAGUCGUGCUUGUCCUGGUAACCCUUGCCAUCUUUGGAUUCCUGCUGUACCGAUAUCUGUGCCACAACAAGGGUGUUUACAGAACUGCAGGUGAGCCCGCUCCAGGAAUCGACCCAGAUCAGGUCUACAAUGAUACAGUUACUUCAAACAAAAAGGAGUACUUCAUCUGACCUGCUUGGAGGAAUUCAAUCAAAGAUCAGCCUUGAUAGGGAUGGACUAUGCAGACCUCUAAAUAAAGUCUUGUGUGUGUGUGCCAGACACAGAACAGUGCAUGAGCGCAACCUCUAGUCUGUGCUCUGUGGAAGAAACGCUUAGUUAAAGGGAUAAAGUUUGAGUUGCAUGGUGCUGUGUAUUAUUGGAAGGAUUACCAGAAGCAAGAAAUAUUUGUGACAUCAAUAAGCUGAGGUUCCUCUUUGAUUUUUGUUUGGUAAAGUCACAAAGUUUUGCGACAACAAUCAUUUAUUUUGUGCUGCGUGAUAUUUUUAUGCCUAAAUAUAAUUUGUAUACUCACUGUUUCAGCAGAAUGUGAAGAAAGUCUGAUCUAUAUUGAAGCAUGUUUAUCUAUACUGCAUAUCAUUUAUAUGAGUAUCAUUCAAUUAUUUAUUAUUGUCUUGCAUGAGUUUAGCUGUGAGGUGACACUGCAUGUAAAUCAAAGCCGAACAUUAGAGGCAUUGUAUAGAUUUGGUUUCUUUUAAGAUGAAUGACACUAUGCUAUUAAGUGUUAUCUGCCUGUCUUUUUAUUUUUACUUUUUUUUAAAGUUGAAAUUAAGAUUUUAGUACAUUUUUAGAGAAUCCACUGUUACAGUGUCUUGCAAAAUAUUUAAAUGUCAUUUUUGGAGAUUAAUGCUCGUUUUUUUGUUAAGCUCAUGCUGUAACGGUGCCAAAUAUAAACAGUACCUCUGAAAGACAUCUGCUGAUCAUUGUUAAUGAUACUAGAUUUAAGGAGCUUGGACGCAAAAACCUCUAAAUGCAAGAUAAUGAUAUUAACCGGAAGCACGUAUUAUGCGUUUACCAAAUACUUUCGCUUAAAAUCCAGUUAAUCACAGCCUUGGGUCAUUCAGAAAUAAAACAGUUUGUUGGCAGAAUCCAUUAAGCGUUUGAAAACAAGUCAGACACACUUAGAGGGUUUUGCAUCCGAGCUCUUCAUAUGAUAUUUGAGUUAGCAUUACACUGAAAUAAAAAAGAUUCAUUCAAUUUACUCAAUUUUUUUAAGGUUAAG